AUGUCUCUGAUCCCGGGGCUCAAGAGUUCUACCCUACCGCCCACCACCACCACCUCAUCACACGACCCUGGCCUGCCGCCUGUGCCGCCGGACCCGCCUGGCCUCCAGCUUCUUGGGCUGCCACCGCUACGGGAGGCUGCGGUCGCGGCGGCGCAGCUGCCGCGCGUGGGGCGGCUUGCGGAGGUACCGGCGCGCGUGGCGGGGGAGGCCGCGCACCGCGCCGUGGUACGAGUCGUGGUGGCGGGCGCAGCGGCGGGGGAGGGGGCGGUGGGUGCGGCCGGAGUGCAUGAGGCGGUGGCGGCCUCCUGGGCGGCGGCGGCGGCGGCGCAUGCCCAUCAUCUGUACGCCGCCGCCGCCGCCGCCGCCACCUCCCCCCUCCCNCUCGUCGCCGGCCACCCCGUCUGGGCCCACUUCGCCGCCGCCGCCUCCGACGACGAUCCCAACCACGGCUCCCUCGUCCUCCUCAAUUCCCACCCCUCCCUCUCCCUCCGCUCCCUCCGCGAAACCUUCCAACCCUUCGGGGCUGUGAAGGACGUGAGAGAGUCGCCGGUGAAGCCCCACCACAAGUUCGUGGAGUUCUUCGAUACGAGAGACGCCGCUCGUGCCCUCGCGGAGCUCAAUGGGAAAGAGCUCUUCGGGAGGCGCUUGGCGAUCGAAUUCACAAGACCCUUCGGCCACAGUAAAAGGAGGAAUUGGAGUCAUCACCAGCAACAGCACCAAUACCAGCACCAGCAGCAGCACCAGAUUUUUCCGACGCCGCCGAGGCUUCUGCGAGCGAGCUCGCAGACCGCUCACUCGUCGUUGCCGUCGUCGAGCACCGGAAAAGCAGCAGCGGAAGGAGUGGUGCUGCUCAAGCGGAAUAACAAUAACAACAACGGCAGUAGCAGCAGCAGCAGUGAAGCCAAGGAUGGUAGUAAAUUGGCCCGCGGCGGCGGCGGCGGCGGCGGCAACGGAGGAAGGAGGAACAAAGGCGGCGGCAAGAAUUGCCCGCUGUCGUCGUCGUCGAAGCAGCAUUCGAGCAGAAGAGGCUGGAAAGGCCACGGGAAAGGCGGCGGCGGUGGCGGCGGCGAGGCGAGAUUUCUCUUCAAGGAAUUCGGCGGCGAAGUCCGCGGGGAGGAUCAGGAAUCGUCGGGAUCGUCCUCCUGUAUCAGAGACUCGAGAACCACGGUCAUGAUCAAGAACAUACCCAACAAGUACAGUCAGAAGCUGCUGCUGAACAUGCUGGACAACCACUGCAUUCAUUGCAACGAGCAGACUGCCGACGGCGAGCCCUUCUCCGCUUAUGAUUUCGUCUACCUUCCCAUCGAUUUCAACAACAAGUGCAAUGUUGGGUAUGGGUUUGUGAACCUCACAUCACCUGAGGCCUCGUUCAGGCUCUACAAAGCCUUCCACAAGCAACCCUGGGAGGUGUUCAACUCCCGCAAGAUUUGCCAAGUUACCUAUGCUCGGCUACAGGGUUUGGAGGCUCUGAAGGAGCACUUCAAGAACUCGAAAUUCGCGUGCGACAACGACGAGUACAUGCCGGUGGUGUUCGCGCCGCCGCGGGACGGGCGGCAGCUCACCGAGCCCGUCCCGAUCGGCGGCCGGGGGACGCUUACAUUGAGGGCGCAGGAGGCGGUCGGGGAGCCGUCGUCGGACGCUGGGGGGGCGUCGUCGACGACGGCGUCCCCCCACGCGCCGUCGGAUCACGACGACGACGGCGACAGAGCCGACAAUGAUGACAAUGAGGAAGAUGAUGAUGAUGAUGAUGAUGAUGAUGAUAAUGAUGAUGAUGAUAGUGGGGAGAGGAUGAGCCCCUCUGGAUCUCUGAUGAGUCUAAACCUACACUGAAUAGACAAGACUGCGCUUUAAUUUUCGUGAGCAAUACAAAUAUAUAUGUAUGUGUAUGUGUGCUGUGCAUCGAGAAUGUAAGAGCUGGGGGAGGGAAUGAUGAUGAUGACGAUGGAUGGAUGGAUGGAUGGGUGGUGGAUUACUUGUUUGUGUGUUGUUGCGGGUGUAUCAAAGGGGGAUUUGAUGAUGAUAGCGAUAGGAUUCUUCUUCUUCUUCUUCUUCUUCUUCUUCUCUUUCUCUUAAUUGCUGGAGUUGCUCCUUUACCAACUCGCAAAAUGGCGG
Molecule: messenger RNA, 2112 nt
Organism: Ananas comosus (pineapple)
Lineage: Eukaryota; Viridiplantae; Streptophyta; Magnoliopsida; Poales; Bromeliaceae
Product: protein terminal ear1-like
Exons: 7
Coding region: 1-1830 (609 amino acids)
Molecular function (GO): RNA binding
Source: RefSeq, a predicted model, not a curated record